Episyrphus balteatus (marmalade hoverfly) is the source of this 1384-nucleotide messenger RNA. RefSeq names its product protein roadkill-like. Lineage: Eukaryota; Metazoa; Arthropoda; Insecta; Diptera; Syrphidae. Gene Ontology annotation, molecular function: ubiquitin protein ligase binding. The coding region runs from base 1 to 1092 and encodes 363 amino acids. Gene Ontology annotation, cellular component: nucleus; cytoplasm. The transcript is spliced from 2 exons. The record is from RefSeq and is a predicted model, not a curated record. Gene Ontology annotation, biological process: proteasome-mediated ubiquitin-dependent protein catabolic process; regulation of proteolysis.
AUGGCAGAAAAUCAAUUAUUACCAUCACCGGCAACAACAUUAGUUGUUGAAAAUUGGUGCAAGACAAGUUCAAGAGUCAUAAAAUUCAACUUUACAUGGACAAUAGAGAAUUUUAGCUUUAUCGAACACAAAACUGGAGAAACAAUCAGUUCUAGCUUAUUUUCUGCUGGUGACAAUCAUGAAUCCAAAUGGUUUCUGCAACUUUAUCCCAAAGGUGAAUGCGAAGAUAGCCAAGACUAUUUAGCAUUGUAUUUACAUCUCGGUUCAGGACCUCCUAAUAAAUUAAAAGUCUUAGCGAGAUUCAAUGGCCCAGGUGUUCGCAAUUUCUUACCCGUUAAAACUUGGGGUUAUAAGAAAUUCGCAAGCCGAGACUUCCUAUUAGAUCCAAAUAACGAAGUUCUAUCUGACGAUAAGUUGAUAAUUUUCUGUGAAGUCUUUGCUCUAUCCGAUCGUGAAAAUAUAUCUGGACAAAAGAGUAUCGAUCAAUUUGAAAUACCGAAAUGUAAGCUUGCUAGUGAUUUGAGUAAUCUUUUGGAGAAUAAGAAAUUCAGUGACGUCACAUUGGUGGUGGAUAAACAUGAAUUUUCAGCACAUAAAACAAUCUUGGCUGCACGAAGUGUUGUUUUCGCUGCAAUGUUUGACCAUGAAGAAAUGGAAGAACAAAAACUAAAUCGAGUUACUAUAACCGAUGUCGAUCAUGAGGUUCUUCAAGAGAUGCUGUAUUUCAUAUAUACAGGAAUUGCCCCAAAUUUAAAGGAAUUAGCAGCUGAUCUGAUGGUUGCUGCUGACAAAUAUGAUUUGGAACAAUUAAAAGUACUAUGUGCAGAAGCUUUGUUUUCGAAAUUAAAAGUUGAAACUACGGCUGAAACUUUACUUUUAGCCGAUAUGCAUUGUGCAGAUGAAUUAAAAGAAAAAACUAUCGAUUUUUUUAAAAGUCAUGCCAAGGAAGUAAUAAAAACAAUUGAGUGGAAAAAUUUGGCAAAAACUAAUCCAAAUUUAUUAGUUGAGGCGUUGGAAGCCAUGGUCAUACAGAAUGAUAUCGACAAUUUGCAAUUCUGCAAGCAUGAGAAAGAAGAACCUUCAAAUUCAUAAAUUUUAAUUAAGAUAAUAAACAUAUGUAUUUUAAAUUUUUUUUUUUGACAAAAUGAAUAUUAUCAAAGGACGCAUUAUUUUGAUGAGAAAACUACUCAAAAGAUCAUUUGAAGACAAAAAAAAACCAAAACAACAUUUCGAUUUGUCAAAGUGAUAUUAUUUCAGUUUCGAUAACCAUUUUUUUUGUUCCAGUUUCAUAACUUUUCAAAACAUUGUUAAAAAAUCAGAGAAAAAAAAAUUGUUUUAUUUAUUCAGAUGUAUUUUAAUAAAACAAAGAUUGUAUCAAUUUAAA